CCCAACCGCAUCGUCACCGCCCGCCGGCCCGCGAAGGUACCGCCUUUUGAUCCCCUACCGGCCGACCCACGAAACCCACCGAGGGGCAGCAGCGGCGGCGGCACCUACCAGGGAGGGAGGAAGAGUGCAGCCGACGUUGGAAAGGGGGAGGUGGUGAAAUUUAUUUUCUUUCUAGAGGGUUGACUGGGGGGCCAGCCGCACCACGCCGCCAGACCAGCCCGCUCUGCAGGGCUGGCAGUGGGGAAAAACGGUUCGCGCCGCGAAAAGGCACGCGGCAUCAGUUGGGUUGGCAGGACGCAGCAGGCAACCGCCCCGCAGCAUCGGCGUGGCACAGUUCUCGUGGACGGCCGUGUUGCUUGAGUGCGAACCAGAGCUCGGGCGUUCGCUCAGACGUCGUCUUCGCGGUUUUCGAAAGCCGCAGAGGGUGGAGAGAGUGAAGGACCUCUGCGUGUGUGUAAGAAAAGGGAAAGGGGGUGCCUGGAAAGAUAGUGAUCACGAGCUGGAGGGGUGACGAGAAAAAACGAAAGAGAGGGGUUUGGGCAGUGAUGUGUUGUGCGGCAACGUCGUCGUGGCGGCAGCAGGGACGACAACGUCGGUACGACGGCAACAACCGGAUCGUCACCAGUGGAGCCGGCGACCGUGGCGGCCCGUUGUCCCCGCAUCAGGGGGUUGCUCCAGCACCGCGACGCCUACCGCAGCUGUUGUGAAUGUGUCCGUACCGCGAGAUCGCCGACCACGGACUACUACUACUACUACGCGAGACCAGCGAGAAGAGGUCGACGACGUCGGCUUGUCGACGUCUUCGCUGGUGUCCCCGCCACUCGACGACCGGUCGGUGUUGUGAUCCUCCCUCCCGGCUGCGCUUCGCAGCUAGAGGCCCACCGGGGGGUUGACUGGGAAGCUUUGAAAGACAAAACGACGUCUUCGGUUGUUUCCUGCUGAAGCGAGACAACUGAUCCUACGAGGUUCUCACAGAAUCGACGCAACAAGAAGCAGCAAGGACGCCAUCAUAUCUCGGAUCUGUGCAUGUCCAUGCAGUUCGGUCCAACGGCCGGCGUGGUCUCAUCGGCGAGCAUGCUCCCUUCGUUCGGCUUCACCCAGGAGCAAGUGGCCUGCGUGUGCGAGGUGCUGCAGCAGUCGGGCAACAUCGAGCGGCUGGGCCGCUUCCUGUGGUCGCUGCCCGCCUGCGAGCACCUGCAGAAGAACGAGAGCGUGCUGAAGGCCAAGGCCCUCGUGGCCUUCCACCGGGGCAACUUCAAGGAACUGUACCGAAUCCUGGAAUCCCAUCACUUCUCCGCUGCCUCGCACCCCAAGCUGCAGGCACUCUGGCUCAAGGCGCACUACAUCGAGGCCGAGCGGCUCCGGGGUCGGCCGCUGGGCGCAGUUGGGAAGUAUCGGAUUCGCAGGAAGUUCCCUCUGCCCCGCACCAUAUGGGACGGUGAGGAGACCAGCUACUGCUUCAAGGAGAAGUCGCGAAACAUCCUGCGCGAGUGGUACGCCCACAACCCGUACCCGUCGCCCAGGGAGAAGCGAGAGCUCGCCGAGGCCACGGGACUGACGACGACGCAAGUGAGCAACUGGUUCAAGAACCGCAGGCAGCGGGACAGGGCCGCCGAGGCGAAGGACAGGGACCCGAACGACAAACUGCCCACCAAGGGUUCGGGCAACAGCAACCACUCGAGCAAGUCGGGCUCGGACUCCGGAGGCUGCAUGAGUCCUCCGGAUAGCAGCACCCUGCUCAAGUCGGACCGGCAACACGGCGGCAGCAACAAGGCUUCCCCUCCCCCUCCUUCCUCCAUCCUCACUUCCGGCGGCAUGCCCCACCACCUUCACCUGGGUGGACUUCCAGGAAGCCCGGUGACGCCCACCACCGAACUGUCGCUGCACCAUCCGCACAGCAUGAACGGCCUGUUCGGCUCGGACCUCAAAAGCCCGUCCUCGACGGGAGCCCCGGUACUGGCACCCUCUGUGCACCCGACGUCUACCCUGACGGCAGCGGCCGCUGCAGCGGCGGCCGCGGCGGCUUCCGGGGGAGGCGACCCCAGUUCCGUACUUCCAGGAACCGGGGCGAGCGGGUUCCGGCUGGGACACCCGCUGGUGUCGGCCGCGGCGCUGAGUGACCUCAGCCUCGGCCUGACGCCCGACUACCAGGCCUUAUGACAAUCAGUCGCGGGGACCGCAGCCGGAGAGUCGGCGUGGUCCCCGCUCUGUCUACUGCCCCCCGAGCCGCACCUCAUGGCGGCGCAGUCCAGGGGAGCCGCAGCCGCAGCGGUGGCGGCCAGGACCGAGUCCAUGUUCUGCACGUAAACCAGGCCAGACCACCAUGCAGUUAUCUAUCGAGAACAGCAAGCUGCUCUUUGGGCACGAGAACGACCUACUCCAGGCCUCCUGGAUGAUGUGGAGGUCCAACCGCGAAAAGGACCACGCCCGAACCCCUGACCAUAGGCGCAUUGAGGACGACCACGCCAGCUACAUGCUGCGGGAAAGACUGCUCGUGGUGCACAACCCUGAAACCGCACGGGUGUGUCGCCCUUUGAGAGAGUGUUCGGGGUACACCCACAGCGCCCAGGACAGGAAGCACUUCCAACGAAAGUGACGGUGUGCGUUUCGGUGAAAGUGAAAGACACGACGCUACGUCCAAGUUCCAGUGGAGGUUGAACCGAUAUGCGCCGGACUCUGCUGCGCGAUAUUUAAUUUAGAAACGGGAACGACAGUUACAAGAUAUGUCGGAGAACUGUGGCGGAAACUACAAAGGCAAGUUAGAGAGUUAAGACAACGGCAAUUACAAUACCGGCAAGCAAGAACACCGGGGCCAGUACAUACUGCGUUUCCAACGCACACCGACGAACCUGUGUAACUCGCACAACGAACUGUUCCUGGCAUGACCUUUCCGGGGAACCAUCCUCCCAUCCUCUUAAAGGCUAGCAACGGAUAUUUGCUGAAGAAAAACGGAACGAAAUUCUCCCCGUCUGCGUUUGCCCACACGGCAACAAAUCUAGGUUCAUAUUUCCAGCUCCCCAAGUCCACUCUUGUGAACCAAAAUAAAAGAGUGGACAAGGAAGCUGAUAAGAAAGUAUACAAGCGAAGACGAAGUAUAGAACAGCCUUGUCAUCGCCUGUUAAGCGCAAGCAGGCCGCUACCACGGAAUCCUAGCCGGUGUAAAGCUUGUUUGCCACUACGGAUGCCUGCAAAUUAUAGUGACGCCAGCUUUGAAAACGUCGGAUGGACUGUCCAGCCACUCCCGAGCAUGCUAGUCGUUAAGUGUUGAGCUCGGAGGCUUACCGCGGUGAUUCGCCCACGUGACAUAACGUCAUGUAGUGUAAAUGGUUAUGGAUGAAACGUAUCCUUGUGCCCGAAUGACAAAACGGUGGUGUCGAAGGCAAAACAGUCGCCGGCUGCAGUGCUUGGAAGCGAUAAAGGUGUGGUAGCACUGCGUGUAUAUAGCAACACUACAGCAGCUCCGCAAGUGGCGUCGGGAAAUAUGCUGACACCUCUAGCAUGUUGCUGUCAUUGCCCUUGUGGUUAUUCCUUCCCCACCGAAUUCUUCGAGGAAUGUGUAGGCAAGGGACAUCUAGCAUUCGAUUCGACAUGUCUACAGCAUCAUGACGUCAGAAAUGGCAAGAGACGAAGAAAUCGCAAUCUGAAAGCGAACCAAUUCAAACAAAAACGUUCACUUCGCAAGCAGAAAACUUCGACGCCAUCCUAUGGUACCCCGAGGUACAAACAAACCAAUGGUGGUGCACAGUGGCGUGUGUUGUGUGGCACGAAAGAGGAGCGCGGAUUGGCGCGCUCCUCACAUCAAAGUCCAGAUGUCCGGACGUCGUCAACAAGGAUCAGGAUGUUUUCUUCUUCAAGCCUACCCGACGGCAUGACAAGAACAUGACCACGUGGAUAAUGAAAGUGUGUUACUGUAGAUCUGGACUACCACCAUGACGACGACAACCCCGAACUGUUUUCCCUAUAAUCGUUCCAAUAUAGACGUUGGACAUCCAGCGCAAUGUGUGUAUGUGCGCCUGUGCAGUGCUUGUGCGGGACAGAUGGAGAGACGACUUGGACUCUCGGCUCGUAUAAACUUUUUUUUUUGCACGAAAAUGUGGUUAUAUAUAUAAUGUGCGCACGCAGCAAGCUCCUCCCAUUUUGUUUUUGUGUAUAGAUUCUAGUCCUUCGCUCUCUCAGAUGAGCGUUCGUGUCACGUGCAAUGACAGCACGUCGUUUUUUCUUGCCGCUGUCCCAUCUUUCGAAAACUUCGCGCAAACAUGCGUCCCACUGAUCGCCUGCAGAUGCCUCUCACUGACAUCACGACAACGAUUCGCAUGUCGUGUACCCGUGAAAGCAAUUUCGCCGAUUGCUACUAAAGAAACAGAGAAUGAACAAACGUUACCAACUGUAACUCUUGACAGUUAAAGGUCUAGCUUAUUCAAGCUCACUAUGCGCCUAUUCAACGAAGGCUCCCUGGGUGCCGCCAUAAUCCUUUCUAGGCUGAGCACUGCCGAAGGAGGACCGUCACCUUUCGUCAGCCUUUGUACUCGCCUGCCACAGUCGAGAAAGGAGGCGCUCCCCCUCUGCGUAAAAAGGCAUGUCUUUGGAAAGGAGAGCACCUCCCCUCUGGACUGUGGCACGGCAGUACAAAUGCUGAUGCACGCUGACGUUGCUGCUUCUGCAGUGCAUUUUUGGGGAGGUUGUCAUGAGGGCCUCAAUCUAAAUCAUCCCACAUGAAAAUUACGGGAAGUUGAAACCAACCACGCUUUAAUGACGUGGUUGCCCCCUCCGCUCUUUCCACCAUUCCUUGCCCUUUCCCCUCCCACUAGUGUAGGGUAGCAGAUCAUAUGUUAUAAUUCUGGUUGACCUCCCUGCCUUUUCCUCAUUUAUAUCUCUCUCUCUUGCCACCCAUUUGCGCUAAAAAGUGGGAAGAUUUUGCCGUUCUUUUCACGGUGUCGUUGCGAUGUCACGUGCGAGGCAUCUGCACAGGCUUUCCAACAUUCGCGACAGUCUACACUCGACAGGGGGAAAAAUAAUAAUAAUGCGAGUUGUGACCCGAAGCAAUAGCCGCAGCUAUACUCGUCCAAGGCUCAGUAAAGCAGCACGUUCAGGCGCUGUCGGCAAGCGCACGAAGGAAUUGUAUUUUUUUUAUUGUUUCGUACGAUCACCGCAACGUCGAAGUAGUGCUGUCAGUGCUGAAACGUAUACCCUUUUUACCUCUAGUACUGAACCAUUUGGCAGGUAUCCACAUGCCACACUUCGUCACUUGACCAAGUCACCUUUACUGAUAGCUCAGGUCUCUCUACUGUCAAUUUUAAAGGAUGGGAUGCAACAGUGACAAAGCGAAGUGCAGUCGAACCUGAAUAGAACGAAGUCACGUUGAGGGUUUUAGAUUACUUCGUAACAUCCAAAAUUCGUUAUAACGGUAACCACACGAGUUAGUUGAGGAGAUCUGUACCAUAGAAAAGUUCGCACGAAGACUCUCGACGUAGAAUUACAAAUUUACAGAGCGCUACGCAAGUGCACACGGAAAGUGCAUUCAUAUAGCCCUACGUAUUCUUUCCGAUGGACUUGAGAUUGAGGAACGUGCAGUGGAAGACUAUAGACUGUUACAACCUAAUAAUAAAUACAAGCUCCGCCCCCAGAACUGCCGUGCACCUGCCAUUCAUCUGCACAAGAACCAGGUGGUUUCCAUCGUAACUAUAACUAAUUCUUCACUAUUAAUGUAAAUAAUGCGCAUACUUAAAAUUAAAAGUUCGUAGCCCCUACUUAAAAUAUUACGUUUGCCGAAGUAAUCAUGUCGGAAUCUUUGCUGAAAUUUGCCAGGAAGCUCAUGUUUACCGACCAAAAGCCAGCGACACGAAGAUGUGUAUGCAUGAGAAAAUCACCUACCUGAAACACGCUUGAUGUGCUUGACGUCACCGGAAUGAGUAAAAGCUAUUGGAUGGCGCUUUUACGCAAAUUUUUUUUUGAGUGCGAGAGUCACAGCUGUGGGCGGAGCUUCCAAUUAUUCUUAGGUUGGAACCGACUAUAAAAUGUUUGAUAUGCUAAUCACUGUUCAGCGAAAUCUAGUGAGGCUUUAUUGUUCCCUGACACAGUAUAUUGUGCAUACACCUAUCGCAGAUCUUUUCACGAUAUGCCAUUUGGAAUCUACAGAGUAGAAACAUUGGCGCUAAUGAUGAUUACCGUUACAUGAUGUGUGUCGGGCAGCUCGGAAAAACAAAAGUUAUCUGCUACAUAAUUUAUGUGGCCCUACAUUUUCGGUCGGCUUAUAAAGACUAGAAGUUAUUUAUGGCUCUAAAAACAAAAUUUUAUUUCCAGACCCAUUUACUGUUGCUAAUGGAUUGUAUCAAGGUUUUGUUACAUCACAGUUUGAAUGGAUAUUGAUGUGAAUUUGAAAGUUCAAUACAUUUUUUUCUGGAAUCCUGUGUACAGAAGCAACAAUAUCUGAUGUGGUUGUCGAAUGUGAUGGUUGUGGAAAUUUUCACGCUGACACUUUGGGACGCUUUUUUUUCUCCGACAAAUAGCGACGUGUGGAAGUGAUGAGACCACAAUAUUUUUCUGAUUGAUUUGCUGUUUCGGUUCUUGUUUUUGUUCACUGAAUUUUCUACUCACACAUGUUGUCAUUUCGAGUUUCCAGCCUUGUGAUAGCGAUGUGGAGUAUAAUACCAAGGGGUGAAGUUUUUUUAAUGUCUUGUUUUCUCUCGUGUUCACCUGAAUACUGCACGCACAAAUUUCCAAGUUCCGCGUGCGAGACGGAUAUAUAGGGUGUUGUUACGUUGCGCACUGGGAAACAAGUUUGCGUUCUUAUGAUCAAAAAUCGUAAAGAUGCUGUCCAUACAAUGAUACCUCCGUUGCCGUUAACGAGACCCCAUUCUAACAUAAAAACUACACUUAAAAGCGGCUUUAUUUCGAGGAACGUGACAUCUAAUAGUGGUCAGGUGACUUCUGCAUUGAAAUUGAAUACUUUACAUGCUUACCAUCGUUUGCAACAACCCUGACAUGAAUACAGAAAUGAGGCUACUAUAUUGCUGAACUUAAAUCGAUAGGGAAAGCUCCAUCAAACCAGUCUUUGGGAAGUGCGAGGCAGUGCAGGCAAACCUUAUUUGCUCUGAGUAAAGACUUUCGACAGAGAUAGAGUUAUUUCUCGUUUUUCUCAGCACAAUGGACGCUGUGCCUUCUCAUGUGUCCAGCUGAGAUAGAGCCACGUCCACAUCACAGUUUCCGGGAUACUGAAGGGCUUUAUUAUCGUUUUUAUUGAGUUUUUUUUCCUUAGAAAUCAAUUUAGCGUUAAAGAUUUCUGCGACCGAUGCCCUCGUAAAAAGAACACAGUCUGUGAAAUUAUAGUUGAAUGCACUGUGGUUGACCUCACUGUACCUAGAUGGCGCCACCAAUGCUGGUGCGCACGUCUGCGUAUUCGGCAUUCCGCCUGUUCCGUUAACAGUAACGCUCUUACAAACAUUCUAAAACUCUUGAGAGCCACGGCUUCUCGAAGCGAAAUAAGAUUCAGCGUAAGAUUACGUUCCUCGCGACACGUACAGUGAAAAAACUUUUCGGUACUUAUUCUCCCUCGUGCAGACAGUAGUAAACGC
This is a messenger RNA of Rhipicephalus sanguineus (brown dog tick), 7571 nucleotides long. Its product is annotated as homeobox protein SIX1. Bases 1027 to 2160 code for a protein of 377 amino acids. The transcript is spliced from 2 exons. NCBI's taxonomy places the organism in Eukaryota, Metazoa, Arthropoda, Arachnida, Ixodida, Ixodidae. Gene Ontology annotation, cellular component: transcription regulator complex; nucleus. Gene Ontology annotation, molecular function: DNA-binding transcription factor activity, RNA polymerase II-specific; RNA polymerase II cis-regulatory region sequence-specific DNA binding. The record is from RefSeq and is a predicted model, not a curated record. Gene Ontology annotation, biological process: regulation of transcription by RNA polymerase II.